CACACUGGAUGAAAGAAGUAAUAACAUUGCAAGAAAAGGAGUGAAAAAUUGAGAAAGUGUGAAAAGUUUGAAACAUCUUAUUGAAACGACUAUGACUUUUUAAGUGAUUGAAUUCAUACAAAAAACAUUGGAAAUUCAAUACAUUCGCGUCCUGCUCUAUUUUCGCACACACACACACAUACAGCCCAUCACACACACACACACACAGUUGCGCCUUUCGUCAUCUCUCUCGCUCUCAGCUUUUUUUCGCAGCUGCAACGCAAAUUCCAAAAAGGAUAAUCCCCACCGAUCUCGCGAGUCCUGUCGUUAGUCUUAGAGCGAAUAUAAAGCCGCGAAGAUGGUGACCGAAGGAAACUUGAAGAUCUAGGAAGAGCAAGUGAAUUUUUGGUGAAUUCGACACGGAUAGCAUGUUCACUCCCAUCAAAAAGAUAUUCACGUACAUACAAAAAAAUGCGAGCGGCUCCAAUAUGUUCAGCCCAUCAGGAAACACGGCAACUGGCCAACGGGAGGACACUCCCAGUUUAAGUGCCCAUGAAGACCGUGAUAUGAAGGAUCAAAAGAAUGAGCAGUGUGAUCAUGAGGAUGAUCAAGGGAAUCAAAGACAGCAACAAUUGCAGAUCCUGCCCGAACUGGACGAUGAUGAGGUCGACAUCGAGAGACAGAUCAAGACCUCCAUAAUCGAUGCAACCAAGGUUCAUGCAGCCAAGGCUAAGGCGUUGGCCUGCUUACCUUUGCCUCUGGAGCAAAUGGACGAUGAGUUGGCGGACUUUGCCCACGGCCCCGCGGACAUCGAACUAGAGGAGCAGUUCCUCGAGCUGGAGAACUAUCCGAAUAACGAAAUUAUUGUGCUCGGCGAUGCGGAUCUGAACUCUUCUAUAGCCUCUGAUGCUGUUUCCGAGGAUCCGCUGGCAAUUGACAACUUAUUGGACUCCUCGUCGAUAACAACCAACGAGGAGGUCGAUACCAGUGGUGAGCUGCUCUGGCUGAAGCUAAAUAACGAAACGGAAAUAGCUACCAGUUCUAGGGAGAUGUCAACUACCAACCAGGUGCCCUCUAAGCCCGUUAAAUCGAAGGAAGAUGAGCUCCGAGACGGGGGCUCUGAUUCUGGACUGGGCAGUGAAACGUCCGCGUUAAGGAUGCUUAAGGAUCAGGUAGAAAAAGAACCGGAACCAGAAGUCAAGGAAGUGCACGAAACCAAACCUAUUAGAUCGAAUCUCAAACGGAGAUUAGAGGAUUCGGAAAACGAUCCUAUAGAUCUAGUGCCCGACAUUUCUGCUCCCCCCUUGGCUGCUCAAAAGCGGGCCAAGCGAUCCAUUAAUUUUGACGAGGUGAAGGUGUACUAUUUCCCAAGACAACAGGGAUUCAGUUGCGUGCCGACAGCAGGCGGAUGCACCUUGGGAAUGGGUGCUAGGCAUAUAGCCUUCAAGACGAUGACCCUGGCAGAGCAUGCAGCGGAAUUAAGACGGGCACAUCGCAGCCAGAACCAGGAACUUCAGCCUCGUGGUUCAAGCAGUGAUGACAGCGAGGAGUCUGAAGAGGAUUACCUUAGCGAAGGUAGUGGCUCUGAUGCCGAAGACGGUUCUAAUGGCUUCCUUCAGCCAGUGACUCCCAAACAAAGAAGAGCCCUUUUAAAAGCAGCGGGUGUGCGGAAAAUCGAUGCCAGCGAGAAGAGCGAAUGCAGAGAUAUCAGAAACUCCAGAGAAGUUUGUGGCUGCUCCUGCAGAGAGUUUUGCGAUCCGGAAACCUGUGCCUGCAGCCAGGCGGGUAUUAAAUGCCAAGUUGAUCGAGCCAUGUUUCCUUGCGGAUGUACUCGCGAAGCUUGUGGCAAUACAGUUGGCCGGGUGGAAUUCAAUCCAACGAGGGUAAGAACCCACUACAUUCACACGGUUAUGCGUUUAGAUCUGGAGCAGAGACAGGGCUCAGUUCAAGGCGUCCAGGGAGGACAUAUCCAGCAGCAGCAAACGCAGCAGUCCCAACAGACUAUAAGCUAUUCCCCGGUGGGAACGGCUGCCUCAUCAUCCGCAUACUUCCUGCAAACACAAUCAAACUACAGUUCCGGCUACGCUUCUCCAGCUUACACGCCCGAGAGCACUGUGAGCUACUACCAACAGCAGGUGCAGCAGCAGGGAGUGGCCGCAUCGGGCCAAGUGAUUCCUCAGCAGCAGCAGGCUCAGAGUCAGAGUUAUGCGGGAUACACUCAAUUGGAUAGCUUAGAUUCGGGCCUUUUUGCUAGUGGCACCAAUGCCACGCCCUCCUACGGAGAACUAUAUCAUUCGCUCAGCUAUGGAAGCACUCAGAUCACUUCCUAUCCGACCUCCUACCAACAGCAUUCGCCGUCACCCGCCGUCGCUGUCGCCUCUGGAGCCCCCAACUCCUGUGCUUAUAGCUCCUGUGCGGUGCCAUCGGCUCCGCCGUACGGAAAUGCAACCACCACAGCGUCCAGCAAUGCGCCAUACCAGACCACCGCUGUCUCCAUUACGGCUGCCUCCACCUCCGCUUCACCGUCACGACUUAUUGGAAAUCCAGUUGGUGCUGCAACAACCUCACCAGUUGCCGUGUCAUCCACCUCUUCCCCGACCAACGGCAAUGAAUUUAUCAGUUUGAGCACACCGAUCGCCAGUUCCUCGCGCCUCUCCCAGAUCAAUGAUUUGCUUCAGCACAACCGCAACACUACCGCCGCAUUGGUGGCCGUCUCCGAGGGACUAAGCGGUGUUAGAACCUCGUCCAGUGCAUCCACCAUCGACUCCAUCGAUACACCGCCUAUUGUCGAGGAUAGUCAGCAGCGAGGAUGCAUGAGCUUUGAGACGUUGCCCCCGCCGCUUGUGAAUCCAGCGCCCAUUGUUGCCGUGGUGGAGAGCAAGCUGCCACCGACGUUGGCCUUGCCAGAGCCACAGGCUCCUCCAACUGCCCCUCAGCCACGCCAGCCGCUAGAACAGCAUUGAGCGAGUCCACCUAGAGCAGGGAAUGCACCACCAAAACCGAGUUGGGAUGGGUCCACUUGUGGGGUCUUAAUAGGUUUUAAAAUAGGAGAACAUCACUUCUUGCGCAAUUCUCAGUAUCUUUGAAUUGAAUGCUAUCAUUUUAUGAACUCCUUUUACAUUUUUGUUUUUAUUUUAUUUUACCCAUUUUACUUUAAGUGACCCCAGACUCAAGUUUUUUGUUCAGAGCCUAGAUAACUAUAGUAAAUCUAUAGAAAUUCCAAAAGAUUGUGUAUUAAAAAUAUUAGACCACUUUUAACAUUAAUUCUUUAAAUAACGUUAGCAUUAUUUAGUUCCUUUAUUAGUGCCCCCUAAAUAUUCCACCAUUUUGCCUACUUAAAAAAAGUUUAGGAAAGUAUUUUAGUAAAAAAUAUAAUUGGGAAUUAGUGCUAAAGUUUUCAUUAAAAGAAACUUGCCCGAUACAUUUUUUUCCCAACUUGUUGAGAAUUGUACAAAGCGAGAAAGAGACCCACCCAUAAAUCGAAAUAGGAGGAAGCAACGAGAGAGCUGGGAAUAGUUUUUAUAGCAAUUUUACACAGCAAAAGACUUCAUUACGUUUAAGGCGGCAUUGGGCGUGGCUGGGAAGGGGAACGGAGGCAGGUAAAAAGGAUUAACAGGGGCAGGAAUCAAAAUGGAUAGCAUUGGCGACACUCCUAGAUUUUAGGAGAUCUCUUCAGUAGCGGCGAGAGCCUGACAAAUCGGGCUCGAACCGCCUUGUAUAAAUCAUUUUAUUGUUAAAUUCGAAUUAGUCUAUAAGUGCAUACUGUAGUUUAGUUACUUUGUUGCUUAAGUUAUGUAUUUCCAUCGCAAAAUCAAGCUUCCUUCUACUAUUUUUUUCUAUCUGUUAUUUAAAACGAACAAAAUUAGGACACUGUUUAACCUUGUUUAUGGUGUUGCUUCAAUGAAUUUAAUGAGCUGAGAGCCCCACAAUAUCUCUUACAAAUUCUGUGUCAAAUUUGAUUUAACCCAACUUAACUCAAAUCGAUCGUUAACCGAUUUUGUGUUUUGUACUUUGCAUUUAGUUACGAAGCCAAUUUAAUUACCUAAUGAGUUGUAUGAUCCUUUUGUAGAAUUAUCCUCGAUUUAGCUGCUUUUAAGUAUUCAUUUAGCUCUUAAGUUCCUCAGUUCUGACCUUUAGCGUAUUAGCCUUAAUGAACCAACAAAUGGCAGCAACCAGAAUGAAAAAAAAACAACAGAAAAAAGCAACCACACAUGCAGUACGAUUUAGAAAUAUGUAUAUGCAACUUGAUAACGACAAAAGCGGAAAAAUGAAAAAGAUAAAGAAAAAAUAAUUGCAAUUAUUUAAAUAAAUAUUGAAUACAAAAUAGCAA
Drosophila eugracilis is the source of this 4309-nucleotide messenger RNA. RefSeq lists its product as uncharacterized. Gene Ontology annotation, biological process: regulation of transcription by RNA polymerase II. The record is from RefSeq and is a predicted model, not a curated record. Gene Ontology annotation, molecular function: DNA-binding transcription factor activity, RNA polymerase II-specific; sequence-specific DNA binding. Gene Ontology annotation, cellular component: nucleus. NCBI's taxonomy places the organism in Eukaryota, Metazoa, Arthropoda, Insecta, Diptera, Drosophilidae.